AUGGACAUUUGUAAUAAAGAGGAUAAGAGGGAUGCCGGAAGAUUUGCUGUAAUGAUGGAGGUGCUUUGGAAGAACCGUAAUAAUGUUGUGUGGAAUAAUGAUAGAGGGGACAUAUCUAGGUUAGGUUUGCAAGCCUAUUUUAAUUGGCAUGAUUGGUUUGCUGCUCGUGAGGUUCAAGAUAUUCCUAAUGGUGUUCAGAUCCCCUUAACCUGGAGCCCACCGGCGGUGGGUUGGAUAAAAUACAAUACGGAUGCAGGGUUUAAUACCUCUCAUAAUUCUACUAACAAGGGUUGGUGCUUCCGAAAUAAUAUUGGAAGUUUCAUUACUGCAGGUAUUGCUUGGGAUGUCGGCACUAUGUCCAUAGUCGAAGCGGAAGCCUUGGCUUUGAAAGAAGCGAUGCAACAUGCUAUUAGUUUAAAUAUGGAGUGUGUGAUUUUUGAAAGUGAGUCUCAGGUGGUGGUUCAAGCAGUCAACUCUAAUGAUACAGGUUGUUCCGAGUUAAGUUUUAUUUUUCUUUCUAUUAAGCGGUUGUUAGUUUCUUUUCCUAAUUUUGGGGUGAAGUUUGUAAAACGCCAAGUGAAUAUGGUUGCCCACUCGUUAACGAAGGCGGUCAAUUCUUAG
Messenger RNA from Vicia villosa (hairy vetch), 621 nucleotides. RefSeq lists its product as uncharacterized. Lineage: Eukaryota; Viridiplantae; Streptophyta; Magnoliopsida; Fabales; Fabaceae. The transcript has a single exon. Bases 1 to 621 code for a protein of 206 amino acids. Gene Ontology annotation, molecular function: nucleic acid binding; RNA-DNA hybrid ribonuclease activity. The record is from RefSeq and is a predicted model, not a curated record.